AUGUCGUCAUCUACUGGCCAGGCGCCCUACGCUCCGGGAUAUGCCUCGUACAACUGGACUGGCGCCCCUGCAGAUUACUCCCUGACCACCAAUGCAGAACUGGGCGGUGAUUCACACAUCGAAAACUUGAACAAAUGGUAUCAGUCCGGUGACCAGGCCUACAUCAUCGUCGCCUCGGCCAUGGUCAUGGUCAUGGUGCCAGGCCUCGGCUUUCUCUACUCUGGCCUUGCACGCCGCAAGUCUGCCCUGAGCAUGAUCUGGGCCUGCAUGGGCUCAAUGUCUGUUGUUACUUUUCAGUGGUACUUUUGGGGUUAUUCCUUGGCCUUUUCGCCCACAGCGACCAAUGGCUUUAUUGGGAAUCUGCAUAGCUUUGGUUUGAUGAACACGCUUGGUGCACCCAGCCCGGGUUCACCACUCGUGCCAGAGCUGUUGUAUGCCUUUUACCAGAUGCAAUUCUGUGCCGUCACCGCUGCCAUCGUCAUGGGCGCCGUUGCCGAACGAGGCCGCCUACUACCCGCCAUGGUUUUCACCUUCCUCUGGGCUACAAUCGUCUACUGUCCGCUUGCCUGCUGGGCGUGGAACGUCAACGGCUGGGGCUACGCGUACGGCGUGAUGGAUUACGCCGGUGGUGGCCCCGUCGAAAUCGGCUCUGGCCUCUCCGCGCUCGCCUACUCCAUGGUCCUCGGUCGCCGCCAGGAACGAAUGAUGCUCAAUUUCCGUCCUCACAACGUGUCCCUCAUCCUGCUGGGAACGGUUUUCCUGUGGUUUGGCUGGCUCGGAUUCAACGGCGGUUCUUCUUUUGGCGCCAACCUGCGUGCCACCAUGGCGUGCUGGAACUCUAACAUUGCUGCUACUUUUGCUGCCAUUGCCUGGGUUCUUUUGGACUGGCGAUUGGCAAGGAAGUGGUCCAUGGUCGGCUGGUGCUCUGGCACUAUUUCUGGGCUGGUUGCUGCCACUCCUGCUUCGGGUUUUAUAACUCCAUGGGCAAGUGUCAUUCUGGGAAUAGUCACUGGAAUCGUGUGCAAUUAUGCCACCAAAGUCAAGUACUGGAUCAAAAUCGACGACUCUAUGGAUGUGUUUGCUGAACACGGCGUCGCCGGCAUUAUCGGUCUCCUUGCCAAUGCUCUGUUUGCCUCGGACGCAAUCAUUGGUUUGGACGGUGUCAAUAUUGGCAUGCCAGGUGGUUGGAUUACACACAACUACCGCCAGCUCUACAUUCAGGUUGCAUACAUCGUUGCCGCCUGUGGAUACGCCUUUGUCAUGUCGGCGAUCAUCGCCUACCUGAUCAACAUCACGCCUGGUCUCAAACUCCGCGCCUCUGAGGAAGCCGAGCUGCUCGGCAUGGACGACGACCAGCUCGGAGAGUUUGCUUAUGAUUACGUUGAAGUCCGAAGAGACUACCUCGCCUGGACCCCUCAAAAGGCCGCCCAACUCGCCGACGGCCACGAAAUCCCGCACGCCGACCGCUACGGCAUCGAGGCGCACAGCACCAUGCUCGAGGCCCCAACACCAGAAGCCAAGCGUAGCCAGGAGAUUAUCGAGGCCAAUAACUAUAACAACUACUCCUCCAGCAACGGUAUCCCGCCGGCACCACGACAAGCCGUAGCGGAGCAACAACAACACUCUCCUGACCAAGGUCCUCCUGUGGUCGAGAGCGAAAAAACCGAAUAG
Talaromyces rugulosus is the source of this 1671-nucleotide messenger RNA. RefSeq lists its product as uncharacterized. Gene Ontology annotation, molecular function: ammonium channel activity. The transcript is spliced from 4 exons. The record is from RefSeq and is a predicted model, not a curated record. Gene Ontology annotation, biological process: ammonium transmembrane transport. The coding region runs from base 1 to 1671 and encodes 556 amino acids. NCBI's taxonomy places the organism in Eukaryota, Fungi, Ascomycota, Eurotiomycetes, Eurotiales, Trichocomaceae. Gene Ontology annotation, cellular component: plasma membrane.